AUGCGCUGGGCAGUGGUGGCAGCGACGUUGCUCCUCGCCAUGGGCCAAGAGGAUGACAACCCGGCCACUCCAGACUACGUGGAAGUGGAAGUGAGCGGAACGCAACCGGCCCGCAACCGGACCCCGUGGGAUUCCCGCUUCGUCGAUCCUCGAGACGGCCGCUUCAUCGCCAAGAUCUUGGCCACUUUCAUCCUUAGCCACAACUUGACGCGAAGUUUCGACUAUCGCAUUGCAAAACCCGCGCUCGACAUCGCCGUUGAAAAGGUGCGCGACUUGUAUCCCCAAAUUCGGUUCGAGUUGGUCAGCCGUCAAGGGUACCGAUCUUGCAUCAACAACUACGCCGGCAACUACGCUGCCGAGGAAUUCUACGCGGGCGGGGUGACGGCCUUCGUCGGGCCCGGCUGCUCCAUGGCAGUGGACACAGUCGGUCGUCUGGCCAACUACUGGAACGUCCCGGUGUGCACGGCAGCCGGGGUGGGUGCGCAGUUUGAAGACCGAGCCAUCUACGGCACUCUGGUGCGGUUGGCGCUUACCAUCAACGCGCUUCGGGACGCCUUCCUCAAGGUUCUGCAGUUCUUCGGCUGGAGGCACGUCGUGGUGCUGUCGGACAGCUCGCAGACCUUCUUCCGGCAGCUCCGCCGCGCCCUGGAGAUGCUGUUUGCCAAUCCGGACACCGGGGUCCGAGCCAUGUUUCGCGAUUUUGACUCCAACCGCUCCGUGGUGAACUACACGUCGCUGCUCGUGGAGGGGGCGACGCACGCCAGGGUCUUCCUGCUGGCGGGAGACGGGGAGGUCAUCCGGCAGAUCUUGCUGGACGCCUACGACCUGGACAUGCACGACGGACAGUUCGCUUUCCUCACGGCGGAACCUUACAAGAAUGAAAGGUACUUCGGUGACUUCUCGUGGUACAAAGAAGGGGAUAGCCGAAACACGGAAGUCCGCAAGAUGUACGAGGCCCUGAUGAUUCUCUCUCUGAAGAUUCCGACCAGCCCCGAGUACAAGAAGUUUGUUCAUCAGGUGGAAAUGAACUCCAGGAAAGAAUUCAACACUAGCAUCGAUGAUAGUAUUGUGAACGUCUUGAUAGCGGGCUUUCACGAUUGCGUCCAACUGUACGCUUGGGCUUUGAACGAGACACUGGCCCGCGGCGGAGACCCCAUGGACGGCAGAGCCCUCAUCGACCUCAUCAUGAACAGCACCCUCUAUGGCCUGACCGGGAAGAUACACUUCAACGCCAACGGCGACCGUAUUGCUGAAUAUGCCCUGAAAGACCUCAAUCCGUACACCCUGGAGAUGCAGCCAGUAGCCGUCUACCACGGAGCCAAUCAAGAGCUGGUCCCCAUCGACAACGCCACCGUCUACUGGCCCGGAAAACGGACGCAGCCACCGCUGGACGUGCCCCACUGUGGCUUCAUGGGCGACGCACCGCACUGUAAGCGACGAGAAUCCACCACUCUCCUGACCAUCAUCAGCCUGGUGACCUUGCUCGCCUUCCUGGGCCUUGCCAGCUUCGCUCUGGUCUUCUACCGCAAGGUCCAGCUUGAGGCGCAACUGGCAAACUUUUGGUGGAACAUCAAAUGGGAGGACAUAUCCUUUCCGGAAAGAAGCCGAAAGUCUGCUAGUAGUCUCGCCACGAACGACGAAGGGUUGUCCAAGAGUUCACCAAGGUUCGGAGCUGCUUGCUCUACGGCACCGGCUCAGUGCUCCUAUGGCGACGUCCACAUCGGCGUUUACAAGGGGAUGACUGUUGCCGUCAAGAUGAUACGCAUAGCGAAAUUCACUGCCACAAGGACCAUUCUGCUCGAACUCAAGCAGAUGCGCGAUGUUACGCACGAAAACCUUGUGCGUCUGGUCGGCCUGUCUUCCGAGGAUCCACAUUUGGGCCUCGUCAUGGAGUACUGUCCUCGAGGGAGCCUCAGGGACCUCCUGGAGAAUGAGUCGCUGAAGCUAGACUGGACCUUCCGUUACUCCAUCAUCAAUGACAUCGUGGAGGGGAUGACCUUCUUGCACAAUGGCUUCAUGGGGUUCCACGGGCGCCUCAAGUCCACCGCAUGCCUCAUCGACGCCCGGUUCGUGGUCAAGAUUUCAAACUUUGGUCUCCGCGAGCUGCGCAAGCAAGUGCUGCCCCCCGACGUGGAAAACCCGAGGAACCUCCUAUGGACGGCACCCGAGCACCUGCGCGAGGAAGUUCCCGGUGGAUCGCCAAAAGGAGAUAUCUACAGCUUCGCCAUCAUUCUGCAGGAGAUCCUUACGCGGUCAGGACCCUUCGAGAACCUGGAGAAGUACUCACGUCACUUCCUACCACCGGAAGAGAUCCUUUUCAGGGUGAAACUUGGUUCGAAUCCCCCAUUCCGACCGGACGUGACGCCUGCGGACUGUCCCCGGGAACUACUGUCCCUCAUGAAAAUGUGCUGGAACGAAAGCCCCGUCCUGCGGCCCUCCUUCCAAAUCCUGCGACAGCUCAUGAAGAAGUACACCAAGCAGAUGGGCAGCAGCAAUCUGUUGGACAACCUGCUGAAGCGCAUGGAGCAGUAUGCUAACAACCUCGAACAACUGGUCGAGGAGAAGACAGCGGCGCUAGUCGAAGAGAAGAGGAAAAGCGACGAGCUCCUCUAUGAGGUGCUGCCGCGGUACGUCGCCGAGCAGCUCAAACGCGGUGAAUACGUCAAGCCUGAGGCCUUCGAAUGCGUCACCAUCUGCUUCAGCGACAUCGUGGGCUUCACCGCUAUUUGCGCCAACAGCACGCCCAUGGAGGUGGUGGACCUUCUGAACGACCUCUACUCAUGUUUCGACGCCAUCAUCAUCAACUACGACGUCUUCAAGGUAGAGACCAUCGGCGAUGCUUACAUGGUCGUCUCGGGGCUUCCCGUGCGCAACGGUAACGAGCACGCUCGCGAGAUCGCCCGCAUGACACUGUCGCUCCUCAACGCCAUCGCCGGGUUCCGCAUCCGUCACCAGCCCAGCAACAAGUUACGUCUACGCAUAGGAGUACACUCAGGUCCUUGUGCAGCGGGGGUGGUGGGGCUCAAACGGCCUCGCUAUUGCCUCUUCGGCGACACAGUCAACACGGCUUCACGGAUGGAGAGCUGCGGCGAAGCAAUGAAGAUUCACAUGACACGGGAGACGAAGCGGCUGCUGGACACCUUCGGUACGUUUCGUCAGAGGCUGCGCGGUGACAUCUAUGUCAAGGGCAAAGGCAUGAUGCGCACCUACUUCCUGGAAGCUGAGGAACCCCCAUUCUCGCCUGACAUCGGGCUCCAGGGCACCUUCUUCACCAACGAGCACCUCAUGAAGCAGAUGUGAACGGACCGCGCACAACGAUACUCUAUCGCCAACGUGCAAUAAUCGUCUAUAAUUUAGCGCAUGUGUAACCAUCCUGCUGCAAUCAUGUUUCUCCACACGUUAAAGAGGUUUUAGAAUCAGAGUGCAAUCUGCUACAGAUAUCGGAGAGCCCUAGUACUGCGUACGCAACGAAAUAGCG
This is a messenger RNA of Ornithodoros turicata, 3478 nucleotides long. Its product is annotated as atrial natriuretic peptide receptor 1-like. Gene Ontology annotation, biological process: receptor guanylyl cyclase signaling pathway; cGMP biosynthetic process; protein phosphorylation. The record is from RefSeq and is a predicted model, not a curated record. The transcript is spliced from 21 exons. Bases 1 to 3300 code for a protein of 1099 amino acids. Gene Ontology annotation, cellular component: plasma membrane. Gene Ontology annotation, molecular function: protein kinase activity; adenylate cyclase activity; guanylate cyclase activity. NCBI's taxonomy places the organism in Eukaryota, Metazoa, Arthropoda, Arachnida, Ixodida, Argasidae.